Molecule: messenger RNA, 3942 nt
Organism: Salarias fasciatus (jewelled blenny)
Lineage: Eukaryota; Metazoa; Chordata; Actinopteri; Blenniiformes; Blenniidae
Gene: sox4a
Product: SRY-box transcription factor 4a
Exons: 1
Coding region: 772-1887 (371 amino acids)
Biological process (GO): brain development; negative regulation of transcription by RNA polymerase II; neuron differentiation
Cellular component (GO): nucleus
Molecular function (GO): RNA polymerase II cis-regulatory region sequence-specific DNA binding; DNA-binding transcription activator activity, RNA polymerase II-specific
Source: RefSeq, a predicted model, not a curated record
CACACAGAGACACACACACACCAAGUUAGUCUUUCUUCCAGUGGAGUCUGACAGGAAUGAGGUCAGACACACGGAUCCUCAUUGCACAUUAUUAUUAUUAUUACCCGUUUUUUUAUUCGUCCAAUGGGAGGCGAGGGGGAGGCGCCCGCUUGAAAAAUCAGGAUGGAGACAGCCCGCCAUUGGCCGCCGCGUCUCGCGAUGAGGGUAUAAAACGGCGAGGUUCUCGUUGUUGUGUUUACAGUAAUAUUACAGAGCGCACAGGAAACAGGGAGACUAUGAGAAAGCGCAGCCGCUCCAUUCAGCCACAUGGUUCCUCAACCGCACAGACAAGCUGCGCUGCAGACGGCCAGGUUCACAUAAGGGACUUGCACUGCUGUUACCCACAGCGGCCCGUCUUAAGCCUUGCAGGGCGAGUUUUCAGCCGCACCGGCAGUUGAAAGUUGCUGUUAAAUAGUUUCGAGGAUUUAUUCUUUUUUUUUCUUCUUCUUCUUUCUUUCUGUUUUUUUUUUUCCUCCGUGAAGCGCACUGGUUAAAAGUUUAAAGAGAUCAGCAGACGUCUGUGUCUCAGAACGGGCUGAGCUGAAAAGAGACAGAAGAGACUUGGAUGAACUUUUUCCAGCCCUCCAUCAGUGGUCUGCGCCUGAAAUAAGAGCAAGUGAGGAAGGAAUAAUUUUUAUUUUUUUUUUUGACAAGGCAUUUUUUUUGCGCACUUGAACUUUUGUGAAAGCACUGCAACAGAGAAGAGUGUUUUCAGACACUUGGGAGGAAGAGAUGGUGCAGCACAUGAGCCAGACAGAGAGCGCCCACGCGCACUCCCCCGGCGGGGACUCCACGGACACGGGAGAGAUGGACUUGGAGAUGGACGCGUCUCCGACCCCGGCGUCGCCCUCUUCCCGGGAGCGCACCGACUUGGCGUGGUGCAAAACUCCGACGGGGCACAUCAAGAGACCCAUGAACGCCUUCAUGGUGUGGUCGCAGAUCGAGAGGAGGAAGAUCAUGGAGCAGUCUCCAGACAUGCACAACGCGGAGAUCUCCAAGCGGCUGGGGAAGCGCUGGAAGCUGCUGAAAGACACAGACAAGAUCCCCUUUAUCCGCGAGGCGGAGCGGCUCAGACUCAAACACAUGGCCGACUACCCAGACUACAAGUACCGGCCCAGGAAGAAGGUCAAGUCGGGCGGCGGGGCGAGCAAGCAGACGGAGCGUGGGGAGAAGAGCGGGGAGCGCAGCGCCAAAGCCGGCGUGAAGAGAAGUCCGGCGUCCAAAGGAGUGAGCAGGACGCACAGACAGGGGGGCAGCAAGAGCGCUGCGGGGCAGGACUAUGCGUCUCCCGGCGACCACCAGGCGCUCUUCAAAUCCAGGUCAGUGUCUGGGGCCAAGCAGAUCCCGGAGAAGCGCACCGGGGAGGCGAGGCGCGCCCACGUGUACGGCGGGGCAGGCAGUCUGGAGAGCGGGCCGCCCUCCGUGGGGGUCCCGGCCAGUCCCACCCUGAGCAGCUCGGCCGAGUCCAGCGACCCGCUCAGCCUGUACGAGGAGCACAGCCCCGCGGCCGGAGACUCGUCGCACACCGCGCGCCUCAGGUACGCUCGCGCUUCCUCCCCGACGCCGUCAGCCUCUCACUCCUCGUCGUCCGUCUCGUCCUCAUCCUCGGACGAAGAGUUCGAAGACGAGCGGCUCGAGCUGAACCCCAGCCCCGGGUUCGAGGGCAUGAGCCUGGGCGGCAUGGGCUUCUCCGACGCGGAGCUGGACCGGGACUUGGACUGGGGCUUCGGGGAGUGCGGGGCGGGAUCUCACUUCGACUUCUCCGACUACUGCACCCCGGAGGUCAGCGAGAUGAUCUCAGGAGACUGGCUGGAGUCCACCAUCUCCAACCUGGUGUUCACCUACUGAGCGCGCGCCGGGCGGAGAGGAGCCGACGCCCCCUUUUUUCCCCCCCCGCGCUUUCAACCGAUCGACCCCCCCUCAGACAAGCGCGUGCGUCCAGACCAGAAUAUUUCCGCUAUUCUUUCACUGAACGAGGGUGAGUGAAGACAGGAAAGGGAAAAAAAAAGGUGGCCUGUGCUGUUGCGCGCGUUGAAGCCCAGGCACGCGCCGCUCACAGACUUGGACAGCGCUCGGUGCGCUUGACGAGAACGCGCAGGCAGGGGAAAUGCUUAGUCUGCAUUUGGACUCGGAGGAGGAGUGAAUGUAAGCAGAGAGCAGUGAAACACACGGACUGCAGCUCAGAUGUGUGACUCAAUCCGCAGAAGGAUGAGGACUGAGACUGAACUUUGAAUCUUAAUGUUAUUCCGGGUCGGGAAAACGAGGGGGGACACUUAAACCGGAGAGCCCGUCAUGUUGGGUUUUGUUCAAGAUAUAGCCAAUUCACAUUGACCAUCAAGUCGCUAUUCAGGUGUAGUUUUUUUUUUUUUUUUUUUUUUUUCAAAACUCGAAACUCGUUUCAAUAUCAACACGCAUGCCCUCCGCGAUGAGGAGGAUUUUGUUGUUGUUAAAUGCGUAAAAAAAAAAUGUUCAUUGCUGCGUUAAUUACGCAAGUUUAUGUGACCAUAGGACACAAUUCACUAUCACCAGCUUCUCUUUCAACGGCAGGACUUAAAGCAAAGACUGACUCAAACCUUCAGAAAAAAAAACCCUUUUUUCUGAACCUUUUUAAACACUCAGUGCACAAUUCAGGACCAAUGUUUCCCCGACGCGCAUUCUUUCUGCCUAGUGCUUCAACUUUGUAGUUCCUCUGUGUCAGAUGACGUUUUUUUAUAUUGAUGUAUUUAUACCGGCCAAACUUUUUUAUACAUAGAAGUAUUGUUCUCGUACAGGUCUCGUUUGUGUUUGUGCACAUACACCUGUCUGUAUCCAGCGCGGAAGGGCUAGAAGUGUAUCUUAUUUAAAAUGUCUGACUUCUCUCACUUUUAAGGAGAUUUGAGUGUGUCAUGAUUUUCUACUUGUAUUUUUGUACAAAAUCUAUAGAAAGGGGGUUUUUCCGGCGAGUGGGUAGCCUACAACAUUGUUGUUUGGAUCUACAUUGGUGUUUAGACGUGCAGAGAGGGGGUUUGUUUGGCACAAUCUGACCUCACACAGUGUUUACAGUAUUUACCCACAUGCUUCUUAAUGGCACAGUGACUCCAGUUUCACCAGCCAAGUAAACAAAGCGCCACUGAGGCUCUCGGCCUGAGUGGCGACUGUGUUUUCCAGUACACACAGACCUAAAAGUUUAGGAGUGAAAGAUCCCAGAGAGUCACUGUUUGGAUAGAGCUAAUACCUCUGUGUGCUUUUUAUCAAGAUAAGUUUUAUUUGAACCACUGGAUGGAAUCUCACACUCAUUCCACUUUGCCUAGACUUUGGAGGGAGGGAGAUGUAUGAAGUGCUUCAUCUGUUAUUGCGCAAAUUGCAUCAAAAAAUAGUAUUUAACCUUUCUGUACCUGUUGGCUAAGUAUAGCAGGCUAAUUGUUUUCCUAUAUUAUGGCAUGGCAAAUAGCAUUUGUAUUUCAGAUUCAGGUAUAUGUAGCUAUAGCUGUUGUGUUUAAGAUUUUUAAAAGAAUAAUAACAUGAAGAUAUUUAUGUAAACUGACUGUACUAUAAGCAAAGAUUGUGUGUUUUAUGUAUGAUGAUGAUCAACGACAGGCACUAGGACAGCCAUCUUUGGACAUCCUUAUGUUGAAGAUGAUAGUGGUCCAGGAGUUUCUUUUUAUUUUGUUUUUUGGGUUUUUUUUUUUCAACUUCAAGACAUUUUUUUUUCUGUCGUCCUCUUUUCUUUUUUCAUUUGUGCAAUAUGCUGUGUAUGAUCAUGUUUUGUCCAAUCAUGCCAAUAUCAUUUGAUGUUUAUUGCUCAAAACCAGCCAAUGUUUGGGUCAAUCACUGCCUCUCAGACCUCUGUACAGAUUGUCGUUUUUUUAUUUGUUUUUCUUUUCUUCCAAGAAGGAAAUAAAAUCAGCUGGAACUGAAAAGUAU